Messenger RNA from Mesorhabditis spiculigera, 369 nucleotides. The record is from the annotation of a GenBank genome assembly. Lineage: Eukaryota; Metazoa; Nematoda; Chromadorea; Rhabditida; Rhabditidae.
AUGGCCCCCGAAGUGGCACGAGUUGAGGAGGAACGACGGAAGGAGAAGGAGGUCCGCGAGACGGCUGAGGUAUGGCAACGCGGCCAAGUGGUGGUGAGCAAGAAGGUGGAGACGGUCACCGGGGCCCCAACUUCUGUUGAUAGUGAUCUCCCAGAACAGCUGGUGAAAGUGACUACUGUGGCCGCCGUCGAGGUUUCUGCUCUGCCCCCACCUCCCGGCUUUGAAGAUCGAGUCGCGGAUCGGCCUGAAGAUGAACCGGAAGUUCAAGGGGUUGAGGCCACCGCCCCCACCGACCCGGCCGCCAAGCCGAACUGGUUCCUCACCGACGAUGGUUUUGAGAAGCCAAAGAAGAAAAAGAAGAAUCGAAAA